AUGGCGAACUCUGACGGCGCCUGCAUCCAGCAUUACAUCCAGCAUGACAUCCAGCAUGACAUCCAGCAUGACAUCCAGCAUGACAUCCAGCAUGACAUCCAGCAUGACAUCCAACAUGACAUCCAGCAUGCCAUCCAGCAUGACAUCCAGCAUGACAUCCAGAAUGACAUUCAGUAUGACAUUCAGCAUGACAUUCAGCAUGACAUCCAGCAUGACAUCCAGCAUGAAAUCCAGCAUGACAUCCAGCAUGACAUCCAACAUGACAUCCAGCAUGACAUCCAGUAUGAUAUUCAGCAUGACAUCCAGCAUGACAUCAGCAUGACAUCCAGCGUAACAUUCAGCAUGACAUCCAGCAUGACAUCCAGCAUGACAUUCAGCAUGUUAAAUGAUGACAAAGUCAUGUUCAGUACUACAUGCAAAUGUAAAGCUGCUAUUGACAAUGUCAUUUUCAGUACAGCAUGA
Physella acuta is the source of this 462-nucleotide messenger RNA. Its product is annotated as ring-infected erythrocyte surface antigen-like. NCBI's taxonomy places the organism in Eukaryota, Metazoa, Mollusca, Gastropoda, Physidae. The record is from RefSeq and is a predicted model, not a curated record.